This is a messenger RNA of Ostrinia nubilalis (European corn borer), 2171 nucleotides long. RefSeq lists its product as uncharacterized. Gene Ontology annotation, cellular component: extracellular matrix. The transcript has 10 exons. Bases 43 to 2166 code for a protein of 707 amino acids. Lineage: Eukaryota; Metazoa; Arthropoda; Insecta; Lepidoptera; Crambidae. The record is from RefSeq and is a predicted model, not a curated record.
CUAUAGGCUAUAGUCAUUUGUUACUCAUAACAAAAUACAAACAUGUUCUCCAAAGUGGUAGCUCUCUGCGCCUUCGUGGCUGUGGCCCAGGCUGGCCUCCUGGCCGCGCCCGCCCACUACUCCUCUGCCGCGGCGGUCUCUUCCCAGAGCAUCGUGCGCCACGACCAGCCCGCCCCCGUCGCCAAGCUCGCCGUGGCCGCCCCCGUGUACCACGCCGCCCCCGCCCCCGUCGCCUACCACGCCGCCCCCGCCGCCGUCACCUACCACGCCGCCCCCGCCCCCGUGGCCUACCACGCCGCCCCUGCCGUCGCCUACCACGCCGCUCCCGUCGCCAAGGUUCUGGCUCACGAGGAAAUCGCGCACCCCAAAUACGAGUACACCUACUCCGUCGCUGACGGCCACACCGGCGACAACAAGUCCCAGCAAGAGUCCCGCGACGGCGAUGUGGUGAAGGGCUCUUACUCCUUCCACGAGGCUGACGGCUCCAUCAGGACCGUGGAGUACACCGCCGACGACCACAACGGCUUCAACGCGGUCGUGCACAACACCGCCCCCACCGCCGCCCCUGUCGUGGUUAAGGCCGCCCCUGUUGUGUACAAGGCCGCCCCCGUUGUGUACAAAGCCGCCCCCGCUCUCCAGUACUACCACCACUUUAUCAGUAUUCGCUUAGUAUUCACUCCAAUAACAAUGUUCUCUAAAGUCGUAGCUCUCUGCGCCUUCGUGGCUGUGGCCCAGGCUGGCCUCCUGGCCGCGCCCGCCCACUACUCCUCCGCCGCGGCGGUCUCUUCCCAGAGCAUCGUGCGCCACGACCAGCCCGCCCCCGUCGCCAAGCUCGCCGUGGCCGCCCCCGUGUACCACGCCGCCCCCGCCCCCGUCGCCUACCACGCCGCCCCCGCCGCCGUCACCUACCACGCCGCCCCCGCCCCCGUGGCCUACCACGCCGCCCCUGCCGUCGCCUACCACGCCGCUCCCGUCGCCAAGGUCCUGGCUCACGAAGAAAUCGCUCACCCCAAAUACGAGUACACCUACUCCGUCGCUGACGGCCACACCGGCGACAACAAGUCCCAGCAGGAGUCCCGCGAUGGCGAUGUGGUGAAGGGCUCUUACUCCUUCCACGAGGCUGACGGCUCCAUCAGGACCGUGGAGUACACCGCCGACGACCACAACGGCUUCAACGCGGUCGUGCACAACACCGCCCCCACCGCCGCCCCUGUCGUGGUUAAGGCCGCUCCUGUUGUGUACAAGGCCGCCCCUGUUGUAUACAAAGCCGCCCCCGCCCUCCAGUACUACCACCACUAUUGUUUAGUAAUUAGUUGCCGUGGCUGGGAGGAGCAGCGCCGUGUCCUCACUGCGGUCGUGGGCCAGGACCUUUCGCUUCCGAGCCUGGUCAACGCCUUUCUGGGAAGUGAAAGAUGCUGGAAAGCGGUCGCCUCCUUCUGCGAGAAGGUCAUCCUUCAGAAGGAGGCAGCGGAGCGCGAGCGGGAGAACGAUCCUCUCGCCACAUCGCUCCGCAGGCGGAGACGGAGUUCACUUGCAAAAGUAAUCAGUAUACAUUUGCUAAUCACCCAUUUAACAAUGUUCACUAAAGUAGUAGCUCUCUGCGCCUUCGUGGCUGUGGCCCAGGCUGGCCUCCUGGCCGCGCCCGCCCACUACUCCUCCGCCGCGGCGGUCUCUUCCCAGAGCAUCGUGCGCCACGACCAGCCCGCCCCCGUCGCCAAGCUCGCCGUGGCCGCCCCCGUGUACCACGCCGCCCCCGCCCCCGUCGCCUACCACGCCGCCCCCGCCGCCGUCACCUACCACGCCGCCCCCGCCCCCGUGGCCUACCACGCCGCCCCUGCCGUCGCCUACCACGCCGCUCCCGUCGCCAAGGUCCUGGCUCACGAAGAAAUCGCUCACCCCAAAUACGAGUACACCUACUCCGUCGCUGACGGCCACACCGGCGACAACAAGUCCCAGCAGGAGUCCCGCGACGGCGAUGUGGUGAAGGGCUCUUACUCCUUCCACGAGGCUGACGGCUCCAUCAGGACCGUGGAGUACACCGCCGACGACCACAACGGCUUCAACGCGGUCGUGCACAACACCGCCCCCACCGCCGCCCCUGUCGUGGUUAAGGCCGCUCCUGUUGUGUACAAGGCCGCCCCCGCCCUCCAAUACUACCACCACUAAAUAAU